AAUGACAAUUGUAAUGAUUGAUGACAUAUUCAUUGAAGAGAGAAGUAGUUUCAAAAUAAAAAUAAAAAGUACCCGCGUAUUUUAUCAAGAUAAUACACCCAAUUUUGAUAAAAAUGACAUCCGCAUCGUCUAGCAGCGCUCGAUCCCUGUUUGCAGAAUCUAAACAACGUCUUGCUGAGAGAGUUCAAGUAAAUAUGAACAACAUAACAUCACUUGCGCGACAGAUUCAACGAGGGUCCAAAUCAAACGAGCUUCUGAUGAAAGCAGCGAGAGACACCGCAUCCACAGAGCCAUUAAUGGAAAGCACAGAAGCAAACUUAAAGAAAAUGCACUUGAUUUCUGUGCACAUGGGAUACCAGUACGAAAGCAUAUUAAAAUCAGCUCAAAUACUCUCAGAAGCGAGCGAACAAGCUGCUAAUAUGCAUAGAUGAAUUGAUUUGAUAUUUAGUAUAAUUGACUAGCAAAGAUCUUUUAUGUUUAUAACAUUAAAGACUAUAUUAAUGUAACAAUGCUGU
Zerene cesonia (dogface butterfly) is the source of this 515-nucleotide messenger RNA. RefSeq lists its product as uncharacterized. Lineage: Eukaryota; Metazoa; Arthropoda; Insecta; Lepidoptera; Pieridae. The transcript has 2 exons. Gene Ontology annotation, cellular component: BORC complex. The record is from RefSeq and is a predicted model, not a curated record. Bases 114 to 431 code for a protein of 105 amino acids.